Messenger RNA from Pectinophora gossypiella (pink bollworm), 2230 nucleotides. RefSeq names its product protein FAM8A1. The record is from RefSeq and is a predicted model, not a curated record. The coding region runs from base 79 to 1008 and encodes 309 amino acids. NCBI's taxonomy places the organism in Eukaryota, Metazoa, Arthropoda, Insecta, Lepidoptera, Gelechiidae. The transcript is spliced from 4 exons.
AACUGACGUGUACCUUGGAUUGGAGCCUUGUUAUGCAAAUAAAACCGAAAGAUUGUUAGUUAAUUGCACAUUUUGGAAAUGUCUGAUACUGAGAGACUUGUGGAUGAUGCUGGACCAUCAGAUGGAGGCCCUAGUCGUACUGGGGAGGGGGAUACUGCGCCAGUUGUAUCUGAACGAGAAGCAUAUUUCCAGGCUCUGCGCCUAUGGAUCCAGCAGGCUCAAAUGUAUCAGAACCUGUCGACAUGCUUCCCCUAUUACAUGAUGACGUUCCAGGGCUUGCAGAACAACCCAACAAAUGUGCCGUUGUUGAACAAUAAUUACCAGUUUCAAGGGCAACAGUUUCCAUUCCAAAUUCCCAAUGUACCACGAAAUGCUCCUGAUAACCAGCCGCAGGCUGAAGCUCUUACUCCAGUUGAAGUGAUUGCCCGUCACGGAGGCUUCGAGUAUGUCAUCCCUCCCCUGUACAAGAGGCUUCUGGCAGAGUUCAUUGACUUCAUGCUGCUCUUUAUAUUAAAACUUAUUGUUACAUUUGUUGCAGUUGACAUGUUUGAAUUUAUUGACUUGGAAAAGUUUGACUUCUACAAGUUCAGCGAGCAUUAUGACGACUACAAAUAUGCCAUGGAACUGACUUCAGAGAUAUUAUUCCUUGAAGUUAUCUACAGGAUACUAGUCUGCAUUUUUGAGGCUUGCUGCUUAUCAGGCAGCAUCGGUCGUACGGGAGGCGCGACUCCAGGGAAGGCUCUUCUCGGGCUCCGCGUGGUCACCGCCUCAGCCGUCAUCCCCGUUGAGGGCCGCCCCAGAGAGACCGUGCUCCUCUACCCCGGUAGACCCCUCACAUUCCUCAUAGCUCUAGUCCGUUCCCUCAUGAAGAACUUCCUCAUAUCCCUUCUCUUUCCUCUCUGUGUGGUCUUAUUCGUAUUCCGUCACAAUCGCACGGGGUACGAUUUGCUUUGUGGGGUCAUUGUGGUAGAGGAAAACAUGUUUCCCCCGCGGAGGCAUGUUCCAUAGACUUGCACAGGUAGGAUGAGGUUAGUGACACAGGCUUGUUUAUGGAUACGCGGCGUAUUGUUCGGUGCUUUAUUGUAUAUCAGUACCACGCGAGUGGAAACACUUCUGCGUGAACGGUUUUAUGCAACGUCUUAUGUUUAAACUCACCGCGCGAUGCGCUGUCUUCGUAAACGCUAUUUUUCAGACGUUAAGUACGACGUAGGCCCUCAUUGAUUGUUAAUUCAAAGAGAUCAUGAGCUCUGUUGUGAUUGAUUCUAUUACGUUUCAAAUCAGUAGCAUAGUUUUAUUAUACAUAUGUCCACAUGGGUCGCCUACAUUAAAUAGCUUCUAGGCAAAUCUGUAUUUGCCGCUCUGACUGUCAGUACUGGCAAUGGUAUGCGUACUAUUUGUUAUUGAAAUGAAGUUAAUAUUUUUAGUAGAAAAGUUGUAUGUUAGUCGGCGCCAAUAUUUCUCUUGCAAGUACUCAGUCAGAGUAGCAGUAAAUACAGCCGGUAUCAAUAAGAUUACUGGUCCUGUCCCUGCGGCACGGUACACGCGACGCGACAAAAUAUCGCGGGCUUCGACCAACAGCUACAAUGUUUGCUGACUGCGUAGAUAAACAUCGUAUAUCUAUUGGUUGAAGCCCGUGGUAUAUGUCAUGUGCCAUGCCGCAGGGGAUGGUAAACCCUAUUGUAAUUUAUAGAGCUUGUUAAUUUAAAGACUUUUGAAAAAACCCAAAUGAUAUGGAUAAGGAAUAAGGUUUUUUAUUUUCUUAGAUUAUUGUUUUAAUGUUCCAGUUUCUUCCCUAAGUAUUUAUUAUUUAGCUACAUAUACAAAUUGGAUUUGUAUACGCUAGUUGCGCUAUUUCUGCUUGUUAUCAUGUAAACACUUUUUAUGAAAUAUCAUUGUAAAAUAGGCAUAAAAUUCACUUUAAAAACAUGAUUUCAAAGUCUGGCACUUUCGUAACCAAAGUAUGCAAUGAAAACAACGAAUGUUUGAGAUAUUUGUUACAGUUUCGAGUACCUACCCAUCAUUUACUUUAUCAAUACGUGCUAAUUAGCAUAUGCCAUAAUAACUGUUUUUAAAAAAAGUUAUCGCAGGGUGUUCAAAUGAAAAGUUACAUUCGUUUUUGUGAUACAUGUGAUGAUAUUCGUAAGUGAAUUUAAAUUUUAUGAUAUCCUAGGUCCUAAAGUUAUAAUUUUGUAAAUAAUUAUUGUUUGAGUAAAUGUGUUAAAUUAUAUAA